Molecule: messenger RNA, 2124 nt
Organism: Vollenhovia emeryi
Lineage: Eukaryota; Metazoa; Arthropoda; Insecta; Hymenoptera; Formicidae
Gene: Marc
Product: mitochondrial amidoxime reducing component 2
Exons: 5
Coding region: 260-1291 (343 amino acids)
Molecular function (GO): catalytic activity; pyridoxal phosphate binding; molybdenum ion binding
Source: RefSeq, a predicted model, not a curated record
CUGGAAGGAGAUAGCAGAACGCGAAUAGAUAACGGUGUCCAUCACGUGGGGAAGGAGAUGGUCGUGAUGUGCACAUGAAGCUCGACUCAGUGCCGCGAAGGCUGUGAGGGGACGAGGUACACCGGCCGAGUGUCCGAUACCCUCGGGAACGGUCCCGAGGACUCCGCUGAAGAUCCUUGCUGAGGACUAGUGGUCCUGAGACCGCGAUCGACCCCGCAGAGUCGCCUCCGACUCAUCGCGACACUCGUCGACCUCGACUAUGGACCGAACGCGACUUACAUACGUCACAACCGCCGUCGUGGGCGUCGGCACAGCGGUCUUUUUCAUCUGGUGGUGGUGGAACAGAAGACAGAAGCCUCAACCACCGUCCAAGUGGCGAAAAGUUGGAGAACUAAGCGGUUUAACAGUGUACCCGGUCAAAUCGCUCGGCGCGGUUCGCAUGACAGAGAUGGAAUGCACGACGUUGGGCCUGAAGUCCGGCUGGUUGAGAGAUCGGACGUUGCUCGUCAUCGAUCUCGAGGGGCGAUUUCUCACCGCCAGGCAGCUACCUAAAAUGGUCAAUGUAUCACCUAGUAUUUCCGGUUCUGUGCUUACGCUUCGCGCUCCAGGCAUGAUGUCGAUGUCAGUGGACCUCGCGCAACUCCGCGGCAAAGGUUUCCGAGUCGCUGUGUGGGGUCAAGCGGUACCGGCACGCGAUUGUGGUGAGGAAGCUGCCCGAUGGCUGUCACGCUUCCUUCUUCAGGAGGAUACCGGUUUUAGACUGGUCUAUUACCCACUAGAUCGACCGGUGAGAUCAGUGCGACAGAGGAAUUACAAAAUCUUCCCUCUGGAAGAGUCAAUAGACUUGGGAGCCUAUCCAGACGAGACAAGCUACAGUCUGAUCAACGAAGCUUCAAUAGCAGACCUUAAUAGCCGACUGGACGAGCCAGUCACGUCGCAGCAAUUUCGCAUGAAUUUCGUGGUCAAGGGUGCCACUGCUUAUGAAGAAGAUAAAUGGGAUUGGGUAAAGAUCGGGAACGUGAUUAUGAGAAACGUUAGGCCCUGCACAAGAUGCAUCUUCACUACGAUAGAUCCAGAAACCGGCACGAAGCAUAUCAAUGCGGAGCCUUUGAAGACUUUGAAAAGUUACAGGCAGAUAACCGACCCGCAGAUCCGACCCGCAACUGGCGACAGUCCAGUUAUGGGGAUUCAUCUUGGACUACGAGGACCAACUGGGAAGGUUCGCUUGGGCGAUCCAGUUUACGUAGGCAUCCCGGAAGAGGAAGCGCCGUCUGUGGUUUCACCGUCAUAGCUAUACCGUUGGGACUCCUGCGAGAUUUCAGAACACGAACUCGACGCAGAACUGACGGUCGAGGACAUGAAAAGCGGAGUCCAGAGUCCACGAGAAAAUAUUGAUUGAGAUACUAUAUACGCACAAGUGUGCAUGUAACGUCUUGAGCUACGAAUAGAUGAUCUGAGGUUGGUGAAAAAAAAAUUGUAGAUUUAUAAAACUACACAACUGUUAGUGAUAUUACUGUUAUCUUACGAAACGAAGUGUCUGUACUGUGGAUUUAAUUCUAUAUGCAACGUGAAUGUUCAACUUUUGUGUCACACGUGAAAUUAUAGCAGCGUGCGUAUCAAGUUUCCAAAAUAUAUUUUGCCAUAUUAUCAAAAAUUGGAAAAUAUUUUCCUCUUGAAUGUCGUUUAUCUCAAAUUAUCGGAUUUUAGAAAUAGCAACCAAAUUGAAUUAAUUUCGAAACACUCGUACAAAUGGCAAAAUUUUCUUCAAAUGACUGUGGAGAAACAAUAGUUCUCGGAUUAACAAUGGUUAAUAUUUUAAUGCAACGCGUUAUCAAUCAAUUAUAUUAGAUAAAUAUACUGUAAACGCAAUACGUACACGAUAAGUCGUGUAUAUUGCACUUUAUUGAUAAUAUCAAGAACAAGAUAAUAGGAACAAAUAACUGUUAUCUACUGCAUUUUGUGUAAUAUUAUCACAUUAUAACGUUUUGUUACGCGGAUUUCAUCCGCAAAUUCUAUUAGGGCCUAGUAGACUUGUCAAUUUUAUUAAUAUUACAUAAAUAUUUUUCUAAUUAUAUUUUUGUACUAUAAAAAAGUGUAAUAAAUCAUUGAUUCGUUUUCAAAUAA